GCCGACCAGAAACACUUGGGGUCCUUUUACUUCACGUGUGCGUCUGCUGCGCUGCCAUCGUGAGAGGAAACCAUGCCGAAGUCAAAGAGAGACAAGAAAAUUUCGUUAACGAAGACAGCCAAGAAGGGGCUUGAGUCAAAACAGAAACUCAUCGAGGAGGUACGAAAAUGUGUGGACAUCUACAGCCACUUGUUCAUCUUCUCUGUGGCCAACAUGAGGAAUAACAAGCUGAAAGACAUCAGGACAGCAUGGAAACACAGCAGGUUCUUCUUCGGCAAAAACAAAGUCAUGAUGGUGGCCCUGGGUAAAGGCGUAUCAGACGAAUACAAAGAUAAUUUGCACAAGGUCAGCAGGUAUCUACGAAGAGAAGUUGGUGUACUAUUCACAAAUAAGACAAAGGAUGAGGUACAAGAGUAUUUCAGUCAUUUCAAAGAGAUGGAUUACGCGCGAGCAGGCAACCCGGCACAGAUGGACCUAACUCUGGAUGAGGGACCCCUGGAGUUUCCUCACUCGAUGGAGCCCCAGUUGAGGCAAUUAGGACUCCCCACCGCUCUCAAGAAAGGGGUGGUGACACUGCUGAAGGACCAUGCGGUCUGUAAGGAGGGAGAUGUGCUCACACCUGAGCAGGCUCGCAUUCUGAAACUCUUCGGCAUCGAGAUGGCAGAAUUCAAAAUACAGAUCAAAUGUAUGUGGACCUCAGAAACAGGCGAUCUUCAGAACUUUGCUGAUGAGAAAGAGUCUGUGCAGGAGAAUGAGGAUGACGACGAUGAAGAAGAUGGUAUUGAUGCAGAAUAAAAGGUCUGCAUCAGCAGGGAUCUGUACACGUUAUUUUUUGCAAACCUCAGCACCGAGAUGACUUUGAUGUUGAAGCCGUUCACCCUGACAGCCUGUGCUGUCAGACUCUAGUCUUUGUCCUUCAUUUACCCCAAACAUGAACUUCUCUCCAUCACCUUGAAUUCAAGCUCCGGGCUGAAUGGUUGUUCAGGAGAUCCUCAUCACGGGAGUCAAGACUCAACAACCAAAUUAUCCGGAGGCCACUUGUCAACAUUUGAAAACAUACUGACUAAAUGUCUUGCAUUGCAUUCAAGUACUUUGUCAUUCAGCUAAAACAAACACGGUUUAAUAUGUUAGGCCAACUCAUUUGAUGCAUUUUAUGUGGAAGAAAAACUUUUUUGAUGUAAAAUUUUAUUUUUUAUGUAACAGUUUAAUUAAGGCAGAAUCAAGAAAAGGUUAUUUCUCCCUCAAAAACGAUCUUGUCAUUUUUACAUUUAUAAAUCGAUGGUGACAUUAA
Molecule: messenger RNA, 1291 nt
Organism: Pleuronectes platessa (European plaice)
Lineage: Eukaryota; Metazoa; Chordata; Actinopteri; Pleuronectiformes; Pleuronectidae
Gene: mrto4
Product: MRT4 homolog, ribosome maturation factor
Exons: 8
Coding region: 73-795 (240 amino acids)
Biological process (GO): ribosomal large subunit biogenesis; ribosomal large subunit assembly; rRNA processing
Cellular component (GO): nucleolus; preribosome, large subunit precursor
Molecular function (GO): RNA binding
Source: RefSeq, a predicted model, not a curated record